Messenger RNA from Rhododendron vialii, 693 nucleotides. RefSeq names its product coatomer subunit gamma-2-like. The transcript has 2 exons. NCBI's taxonomy places the organism in Eukaryota, Viridiplantae, Streptophyta, Magnoliopsida, Ericales, Ericaceae. Gene Ontology annotation, cellular component: Golgi membrane; endoplasmic reticulum; endoplasmic reticulum-Golgi intermediate compartment. Bases 127 to 336 code for a protein of 69 amino acids. Gene Ontology annotation, biological process: protein secretion; intracellular protein transport; endoplasmic reticulum to Golgi vesicle-mediated transport. The record is from RefSeq and is a predicted model, not a curated record.
CGGGGUCUCUAAUUUCAGGAAUGCUUGGGAAAGCAUGGCCCAGAUUAUGAGCGAGUGGAUGAAUAUGGUCUCGGUGCAAGGGAAAGCUUGGCAGAAGCCAUCAAUACGGUCAUAGACCUUCUUGGCAUGCAGCCCUGUGAGGGCACAGAGGUGGUCCCACCAAACUCAAGAUCGCACACUUGCUUAUUGUCUGGUGUUUACAUGUGCAACUUAAAGGUUCUAGUUUGGCUCUCGUUCAACAUUGACGGGCCAAAAGAAGUUGCAAUGAAACUUGCCGUUAGAUCCGAGGAUGAAUCUGCCAGCCAUGCUAUUCACGAAAUUGUAGCAAGCGGCUAGUUGGAUACUUGGGAGGGUUUUUUUUUUCAGUCAACUAUACCGUAUUACCGUCUUUCCUUUUUUCUUUUGUGAAUGGGAUUGGAAAUUUAUGGGUGCCACAAGACCCACCGGCUAUGAGAUGAAUAUGCAUAGCAGUCUUGACUUGGUGUGAGGAUGUUCCUCUCCUAUGUAGUUCUUAUUUUGUGGAGAGAUUUAUUUGUAGAUUGUAUCAAGCAUAUGCCUGAUUUACUGUUCCUCGUUCUGCGAAAUGAAUUUUUGAAACACCAUUACCGAUGGUCUUAGAAUCGUUUAUGUUGUGUACUAUUCAUUUUUAACAUUCUGAACUUCAAACAUAAAUUCACCACUCAUUUUUGUGUG